UGGCGACCCAAGGACCAAGAGAGAACCAAAAAUAAAUCUCACAAAACAAAUUAAUACAAACUACUACUAUAUACUAUUAUUAUUUAAAAAAGAAUAUGAGAAAAAGAAAUUGAAAGCUAAAAAAAGAAACAGUAGUGCAGAGGGCAGACCGUACGGUAUUCCUGAAGAGCGAAAGAAGAGAGAGAGAGAGAGAGAGACCGACCAAAGAAGAAGCUCCUCUCAAUCACUGUCGAAGCAUCUCUUCUUCUUCUUCUUCUUUUUUUCUUCUCUCUCAGAGCUUUUCUAAUCGGCUUCUCCGGUAAAUCUCUGUCGAUCCACCGAUGAGCUUUUGACAUUUACUCUCUUAUUAGUUUCUUCUAGUUUGGUGAGAGGAGUUUUUACUAGUAUCUUUUUUACUGUACACCAAAUCCCUAAAUUUAAGGACAUGUAUGCUCGCAAUCCUCCCCUCAAUGGCUCACAAUCUGCUCAAGCUCCCGACUGGACCCCUGCAGAUGCCGAUACCGGACUCCAAGAAUCGAUGUGGCGAUUAGGGUUGGGUAGCGACUCGUACCCUGAGAGACCAGGUGCUCCUGACUGUGCCUACUACAUGCGAACUGGUGUCUGUGGCUACGGUAAUAGAUGUCGUUACAAUCACCCUCGCGAUCGUGCCUCGGUAAUUUCUUCCUCUCAUUCAUUCUUCUUUCUUAUUAUUGUUCUGAAACCAUCCAUACUAGGAGGACACAAUCAAAUGCUUCUCUCUGUUUUUUCCGCAAUGUGGGUGAUCACUGGCCUUAUAGAGUCUCUCUAAACUGGGGAAAUUGUUAAGCUUUACUGGUUUCAGUUGUUGUGCUUUACGUCACGUUUUUUUUUGUCUUAUGCAUUGACUCUACCCGGUGUUUCCCUGUAUUUACUGAUACCUUUGUAUGCUCUUGUAAAAGCUUAUCAUUUUGUCAUCUUAGCUUGGCCACAGUUUACUAUUUUCUCAUGUUGAUUCAUGUAUAGGUUGAAGCAACUGUUAGAGCUACCGGGCAGUAUCCUGAACGUUUUGGUGAACCCCCAUGCCAGUUUUACUUGAAAACUGGAACUUGUAAAUUUGGGGCGUCAUGCAAAUUCCACCAUCCAAAGAAUGCAGGUGGAUCCAUGAGCCACGUUCCACUAAAUAUAUAUGGAUACCCUGUACGAGAGGGUGAUAACGAAUGCUCCUACUAUUUGAAAACGGGGCAAUGCAAAUUUGGUAUAACCUGUAAAUUUCAUCAUCCUCAGCCUGCUGGUACUACUGUCCCACCACCACCAGCAUCUGCACCUCAGUUUUAUCCAUCGGUGCAGUCACUUAUGCCUGACCAGUAUGGAGGUCCAUCUUCUAGCUUGAGAGUUGCAAGAACUCUUCUUCCUGGUUCUUAUAUGCAAGGCGCCUAUGGUCCAAUGCUAUUAACCCCCGGGGUCGUUCCUAUUCCAGGCUGGAGUCCUUACUCGGCACCUGUGAGCCCUGCUCUAUCUCCUGGUGCGCAGCACGCUGUUGGGGCAACUUCUUUAUAUGGAGUUACACAGCUCACUUCCACCACUCCUUCGCUUCCCGGGGUUUAUCCAUCUCUGUCCUCUCCUACAGGUGUUAUACAGAAAGAACAGGCCUUUCCAGAGAGACCUGGUGAACCAGAGUGCCAAUACUAUUUGAAAACAGGAGAUUGUAAGUUUGGAACAUCUUGUAAGUUUCAUCAUCCUCGAGAUCGGGUUCCACCAAGAGCGAAUUGCGUCCUCAGCCCCAUUGGUCUUCCUCUACGCCCGGGUGUGCAACGGUGCACUUUCUACGUACAAAACGGCUUCUGUAAGUUUGGAUCAACAUGUAAGUUUGAUCAUCCAAUGGGAACGAUCAGAUACAAUCCUUCUGCGUCCUCUCUAGCUGAUGCACCGGUGGCUCCUUACCCAGUGAGCUCUCUCUUGGGUGCUCUGGCAGCUGCCCCUUCUUCUUCAUCGACAGAGCUCAUAGCAGGCGGUGCAAAAGAUGCUUACAUGACCGGUGUGCCUACAUCAAGAAGCACAUCAAACAUCUCGGCAGGUUUGAUUUUCUCCCAGAGCGGUGGGUCAAUUCCAUUCUCAGAGCUGCAACUCUCGAGCCAGAGCUCUCUUCCUCUAACAGGUAGCAGAAUCACAAGACAAGGGCGUGAAAUUCGUCGAUCCUUUUGAAUAGAUCACCUCAGAAAAGGGUACGCAUACGCAGGUCCUCUGGAUCACCUUUUAGCAAUUCUUAAUCUAUAUGACUAUUAUUAUAUAGAAGCAUGUGAUGUGAAUUUAUAUAUAUAAUCUUCGUACCUUGAGAAGAAGAAAAAGCCUAUUUGAGUAGAAGACCUGAGUGAGAAUCACAUAUAUCUGAGAGGAAAUCUAUAUGUGCAUAUACCAAAAAAGAUAACAAGAAAAGGCUUCUUCUUUUUUUUUUUGGAAUUUGUGUAUAAUGUUUGUAUAGAGACAGACAAGGUUUCUUUGUCUUGUCCGUACUUCUACUUCAGACCCAUUCCGGCUGAGACACAAAAACAAAAAAAAAAAAACUGAGACAAAGAACUCAAUUCUCCUCUUCUUUUAGUCUGCCAAUUGGUGUACUUCUCGUGUGUUAAGGUUUGUUCUUAUUGUAGAUGAAUGAUGUGUGUUGUUAAUUUUGUUAUGUUACUGCUUCACACAUUACAUGUGUUAUGGUGAUGAAACAACCUACAUUUCAAGACUAGUUUUGAAGGUUG
Molecule: messenger RNA, 2705 nt
Organism: Arabidopsis thaliana (thale cress)
Lineage: Eukaryota; Viridiplantae; Streptophyta; Magnoliopsida; Brassicales; Brassicaceae
Product: Zinc finger C-x8-C-x5-C-x3-H type family protein
Exons: 6
Coding region: 1120-2160 (346 amino acids)
Cellular component (GO): nucleus
Molecular function (GO): mRNA binding; metal ion binding
Source: RefSeq, marked reviewed